AUGCAGGAUAAUGACUCAUUCUCAUCAUUUUACGCCCGACUUAGCGCUCAAACUGCGUUGUGUAAUUGGCCGAUUGAUCAGGAAAGAGCAACAUUGAAAGACUUGUUUAUUGGUCGCAUUCGCGAUGUGGAGGUUCAGAAGCAAUUAAUCAGAGCAAAAGCCAAUCUUGAUGAUACUCUACAACUGGCCUUGGAGAAUGAGAAAGGGGCCAAAACAUCAGAACAAUUUCAGAAAUUGCUCCCACAUAACAACGCUACUUCUAAUACUACAAACUCUAUUCGAGUCAAGCAGGAACCAACUUCGUCAGUACAACAAUUUAAGAGCCAAGGAAAUAGUAGCCGGGGAGGAGGUGUAAACCGUCCUAACCAACGACAAGAUCAAAAUAAACCAUGUUAUUUUUGUGGCAACCCGUUUUCUUUGGAGCAUCGCCGGUCGUGCCCGGCUAGAGAAGCUACUUGCAAUGCCUGCAAAAAGAAGGGUCAUUUUGCUAAGGUGUGUAACACUACGAGACGACGCGUGAACAUGGUACAAAAUGAAGAGAUGGCUACAGACCAAGAGUGUAAUUUAAUUGAAGUUAAUGGUGACAGCGAGCCGGAAUAUGGGGUCAUGGCGAUAGGCGUUGUGCAGAUUAACAAUGUGGAACUUCUAAAGACAGCGGGAGGACAACCAAGGAGCCUCAGUAUACAGUUACGUUCCGGUAACUCUUUCUUCUAUUCUACGGUGGACACUAACAGUCCCGUAUCUUUCUUUAACAAGAAAACGGCGGAUAUACUCAUGAAACGGAUUCCCAACGUUAAAUUUAAGGACAUCGCGAGACACCCUCUAGACGUUACUUAUGUUGACUAUAACAAGAAACCAAUUCAACUGUUUGGUUCUCUGUAA
This is a messenger RNA of Symsagittifera roscoffensis, 882 nucleotides long. RefSeq lists its product as uncharacterized. Lineage: Eukaryota; Metazoa; Xenacoelomorpha; Acoela; Convolutidae. The record is from RefSeq and is a predicted model, not a curated record. Bases 1 to 882 code for a protein of 293 amino acids. The transcript has a single exon.